UAUCUAGGAUGAAUGAGAAGAGGAGAAGAAGAACGGAUCCAGUUCUGGAUAAAAUGAGGAUUAGUCUGGAUUUAAUUCUUGAGAGGAAAAUAUCAGAUAUAGAUCAUGUUCUCAGAAAAAAGGGAAAACAAGAUCCAGAAGAGGAAGGUAGGAAGAUGGAAGAUGAUGUUUCAACCUUGGAAGAAUCAGGGAAGAUUAAGGAAGUAAGUGGGAAGAAAAGAGACGAAGAAGUUAAGAAGAAAGAGGAAGAUGGAUCCAAAAGGAAGAAAUUAAAUCUUCUGACCGCAGCUUUGAUUGAGAAAAUACUUAGUAUGGAGAAACAGUCUCAACAGAUCAAAGCUGAAUCUGAUGCUCAAACUGUUUUUGUAUCCCAGCAGCUGUUUUACCUGGAAGCGCAGCUGCGAAAAAAGCAGCAGAAGAUUCAAGAAGAGCUGCAGGAUAAAGAUGCAAUAAUAGCUGCACAGAAACAGGAAAUUGAUCAACUCCGCCGUACUGUACUUGAAUUUUCUGCUAAGCAGUCUCUAUACGGAAGCCUAAGAAGGCCUAAACGGGAGCGUCCCCCUGCUGCUGAGUUGUACAGUUCCAGUGACAGCAGCUCCCCUGGUUCUUCUCCCAAACAUCUUCAGCUGGCGCGUCAGCUGUCUGAUGGACCACGUGUACUGUCAGCUGAUCAAAAACAGCUGAACAAAAUGGCGGAAACCCCGUGUGUGAAUUUAUCGCGGCAAACCAAGUUGAUCAGCCGGGGUACAGAGAGACCGAAGCUGAAACAAGCAAUUAGUGUCGGCAACUUGAAUCUGGAAAGUGAGGACAAUCAAAAACCACGAGGAAUUUUAAAACCAACAUUUAAUCUUCCCCGGAAACCCCCAGUUCCGAGUAGACAGGCGGUGAACGAGAAACUGAAUAUUGCUCAUGUAUCCGAGGAUUCAGGGAGAGAGAGUGAUGUUCGUAGCUCACCAGGCAGGGAGUCCCCAGAUCCUUCAUCCUUAAGGAGAUCUAUUGACAGUGCUGUAAAGUCAACCGCACAGAUUAACAGACGAUGUCACAGCAUUGAUAACAGCUACAGUGUUGAUAACAGUUACAGACUGGACAGCGGUAACAGCUCUAUUGAUUACUCUGACAGUUGUUUAGAUAACAGAUUUGUUGCCCCAGGGAUGAAUAAUGAACAGUUGGAAAGAUGUUUUGAGCAGUACAUUUUGCCCGGGCAGGAUGUAAACAAGCAGGGUAAACGGGUGAGUUUUCAACAUCAAGGAACUUUUGAUUCAGCUCCUUCGUCCAUAGAUUCAGCUCCUUCAUCCAUAGAUUCAGCAUACGCUUCAUCCCAGUUCCUUGACACUAGUUGUCCAUCCACUUUCAUCCAAGAAAAAAAAAGUCCAGCCGUAGUGAAAACGGAGGACAACAAAAAUACCGAAUCAAGUUCAGAAAUCCUCAAUGUCGGGGAUCCUAAAACUCCGCAAAAUGAGGAAAAUCCGCAAAAUGAGAAAACGCGCCAAAAAUCUGGUUCGGGAUUCACCAGGAAUGUUGGAAAAGCUGAAGAAGAGAACGAGACAAAAUUCCUCGCUAAUGUUGGUUUAAGGCAAGAGCCUCGAAGACGUAGUAUGCUGGGUCAUAUUCCAGACACUUCAUUUAGUCUUGCCAAUCAACCUUCUCCAAACUUGAGAGACUUUUCCCACUCAAACAACAGACCUUUUACAGCAGGUAUCACCCACGGAACCUCGAAGGGAUUGAAAGCUAAACUUCUACCCUGUUCUAUCCCUACAGUUCCUAUGAGCUCCCGAAGUAAUCAGCUGAAGCCCGAUUUCCCGCCAAAAUCCACGAAAUCAGUCUCUGCAUCUGAGCAGCGUACUGUACAGGGGAUAAAAAAGAAAGCUCCCAAUGUCCCACCACCAGCUCCACCUUUACCAAAAGUAUCCCUAAGCACCCCAACUAAACCCCUAGGAGCAAGAGCCUCAAAUUCAACCUCAGAAUCUCAAAGAUGUCAAGGACAAACUGCCCUGGCCUCGGAUGCCAUGCCACCUUCAAUUUUUCAAGAUGACGACCACUCUAGUCUAAACAACCUUUCUAGUCAAAACAUGGAAUUUGAUCCUAGUCUCUCAAACAGAUUUAAAGCAGUUAUUUCAGAAAUAACUCACAGGUCACCUAGUCGGAAAGAUUUUCAAAACGCAUUGGCAUCAAGCAGAAAUCCGCCAAAUGGACCUGUCGCCAUUUUGAAUUCUCCAAACCAUACCAAACUUUGUAAAUCCAUCUCCCUAGAGUCUAGUCCAAUAAUUUCGGGAUUAUUGCGGGAAAAUAUUAAUUUGAUUCCAUCUUCUUCAAUUCAGAUCAAAUCUGUUUCUAAUUCAUUUGUUGUAAACAGUUUUGAAUAUUGUUUUGAUAAUCAAAAGUAUAUUUAAUGGGACUUUCAAUCUGUUUUAAGCUGAUGUUAGGUACCCACUCAAUUUAAAAGCUACACGCCCAAUUCACAACG
Messenger RNA from Eurytemora carolleeae, 2464 nucleotides. RefSeq lists its product as uncharacterized. The record is from RefSeq and is a predicted model, not a curated record. NCBI's taxonomy places the organism in Eukaryota, Metazoa, Arthropoda, Copepoda, Calanoida, Temoridae. The transcript is spliced from 12 exons. The coding region runs from base 9 to 2390 and encodes 793 amino acids.